GUUUCUUGCAGUCUUGCACAUUUUCAACUUAACCAUUUGCAUUUUCAAACAAAUAAUUCGUCAAAGUUAAUAAAACGCCUAUACUACAUUUUAGCAACAUUUUAUUGCACUUUUAGGACGGAAGAUCCAACACCUUGAAACAGUAAAGAGGGAAAAUUACACGUCCUACUUUGGGAGAAGAUCUUGGUUCAUUAUAUUGAUUGACAAUGGCAAAUGAUAGAAAAGCAAACGAAGGCUUCGAUUCUAUUUUGAAAUCAACGCUUAUCUUCAAAUUGAUGGAAGGCUACAAAUAUACUUUGCAAGUUAGUCAUUUGAAAACAACUGCAGUGAAUGUUAUGCGAAGAAUAGAUAAAGGUAAUAAUACCAACAAUUGGUUACUUCGAUUUGACAAUCCGCAUAAAGGAGCCCCUUUCCCGCACAUCAAUAUCAGGCAUAAAUAUACAGGCAUUCAGGAUCCUCAUUUAAAACUUCCACCAGGAUCGAUUACCGUGGCUCAAGGGGGGGCAUAUAUAGCCAAGGCUUUAGAUUGGCUUUGUUAUGCAACCAUAAUAUAUGAUGGAAUUCAAUUAUGCCAAGCAAUCUACAGGGACCACCAAAAUGGCAAUGGAACAAUGGAAAAUACCGCUGAGUGUGCUGCUGAUAAGACCGGUCAAUAUGUUGGAGGAUUUACUGGUGCUCUUGUUGGACAAACAGUUGGGUCAUUCCUCCUACCCGGUGUUGGACCUCUGGUAGGAGCCGUUGGUUUGGGUUAUCUGGGCGUGGGAUAUGGAAGAAAAGUAGCUGCUUUCUAUUUUCAGAAUUAUUGGAGUGACCAAAAAUUAAAAUCUAAAUUAUAAGUGUUGCAUUUGUAUUUGAUUUUGUCUUGAUUCUAAUUUAAAUUAAUAAAAAUGAACGCCUAUUUCCA
Molecule: messenger RNA, 904 nt
Organism: Eupeodes corollae
Lineage: Eukaryota; Metazoa; Arthropoda; Insecta; Diptera; Syrphidae
Exons: 4
Coding region: 207-836 (209 amino acids)
Source: RefSeq, a predicted model, not a curated record